AUGGCAGUAGACUUUGUAUCUGCAGAUUAUGGCUGGUUACGAUCGCGCGAUGGAACACAAUUGGCAUGCAUCCUCUUCUGUGCAGGAAAAGCGAGGAUCGGGUAUUUUACCAAUAAGGAAAUCAUUUGGCAUGCUGAAAAAGCAAUGAUGAUCUUGGAAAAAGAUUAUCAGGAUGAUGACCAUGUCUUUGUUUUUGAUAAUGCCUCGACUCACCAGAAAAGAGCUGAUAGCGCAAUAUCUGCUUAUCAGAUGCUGAAAGGUUGCAGACACUGGGGGGUUGACGCACCAGUACAGGAUGCACAAGGAAAAUUGAUCUGUGGCCCUAAUUGUUAUACAUGGCCAGAGAAAGUCCGCAUGGCCGAUGGUUUCCAUGAUGGAGCACCCCAGGAAUUUUAUUGGCCAAAGGGGCACAAGAAGUCAGGCCUGUUCAAAGGCAUGGCAACCAUUUUGACAGAACAUGGUUUUGAUGUGACAAAGUUGAAGGCCCAGUGUAAAAACUUUGAGUGUGCAGCUGGAGCAACAGAUUGCUGCUGCCAUCAUAUUCUCUAUUGUCAGCCUGAUUUCGCAAAUGUCGAGUCAUUCUUGGAGACCACUUGCAAGGCUAGGGGUUUUCAGGUCAUUUUUCUUCUGAAGUUCCAUUGCAAGUUGAACUUUAUCAAGCAGUGCUGGAGUUUUGCGAAGCAGAUUUAUCACACCUACCCCAUGUCAAUGAAGGAUAGUGACCUAGAGAUUAAUGUGGUUAAUGCGCUGGAUUCUGUCCCUAUCACCAGCAUGCAGAGGUAA
Suillus bovinus is the source of this 783-nucleotide messenger RNA. RefSeq lists its product as uncharacterized. Gene Ontology annotation, molecular function: nucleic acid binding. The transcript has 2 exons. The coding region runs from base 1 to 783 and encodes 260 amino acids. The record is from RefSeq and is a predicted model, not a curated record. NCBI's taxonomy places the organism in Eukaryota, Fungi, Basidiomycota, Agaricomycetes, Boletales, Suillaceae.